Molecule: messenger RNA, 3525 nt
Organism: Anolis carolinensis (green anole)
Lineage: Eukaryota; Metazoa; Chordata; Lepidosauria; Squamata; Anolidae
Gene: enpp1
Product: ectonucleotide pyrophosphatase/phosphodiesterase 1
Exons: 25
Coding region: 115-2826 (903 amino acids)
Biological process (GO): inorganic diphosphate transport; negative regulation of fat cell differentiation; regulation of bone mineralization
Cellular component (GO): cell surface
Molecular function (GO): nucleic acid binding; phosphodiesterase I activity; dinucleotide phosphatase activity
Source: RefSeq, a predicted model, not a curated record
CCCGAAGAGAGAGAGAGGGGGGGGGGGGGGAGGGAGCGAGCAGGAGGCGUGUCCCUCGCCGCCCCCCGGGCCCUUCUUAACCGCGCCGGCUGCAGGCGGGAGGGCGAGUGGACCAUGGCGAGCCAGGGCGUGAACCACAGCAACUGCCGGGAGAAAAGCCCCGCGGAGGCCAAAGAGCCCCCCGGCAAUGCUGCCUCGCCGAUGCUGGCCGGGAUGGAGGUGGCCGAGGACCCGGAGAAAGCGGCGCCCAGGGGCCAAGCCAAGGACCCCUCCUACAAAGUGCUCUCCCUGGUGUUGUGUGUCAUUGUGCUAACAGUAAUCCUAGGAUGUAUAUUCGGACUAAAACCUAGCUGUACAAGAGAUGUUAAAACAUGCAAAGGGCGUUGUUACGAGAGAACUUUUGGAAGCUGCCGGUGUGACAGUGAAUGUGCUAAACUUGGAAACUGCUGCUUAGAUUUCCAAGAAGCUUGUAUAGAACCUGCUCAUAUAUGGACAUGUACUAAAUUUCGAUGUGGAGAGAAGAACCGACCAGAGUACCGUUGUUCCUGUUCAGAUGACUGUGUGAAAAAUAAUAAUUGCUGUGCAAAUUAUUACUCAGUUUGUGAAGGGAAGACAAGCUGGCUGGAAGAUACAUGUGAGGACUUAAAUGAACCGCAGUGCCCAGAAGGAUUUACAAAACCUCCAGUGUUGCUGUUUUCUUUGGAUGGAUUCAGAGCAGAGUAUUUGCACACAUGGGGUGGACUUCUUCCUGUUAUUAACAAAUUACGGAAAUGUGGAACAUACGCUCGUAACAUGAGACCAGUGUAUCCCUCAAAAACAUUUCCCAAUCAUUACAGCAUUGUCACGGGCCUUUACCCAGAAUCUCAUGGUCUAGUGGAUAACAAAAUGUAUGACCCAAAGAGAAAUGCUUAUUUCACACUCAGAAACAAGGAGAAGUUUAUGCCCCAGUGGUACCAAGGACAGCCAAUUUGGCUGACAGCCAUGUAUCAAGGACUCAAAUCUGCUACCUUCUUCUGGCCUGCUUCAGAUGUUGAUGUUAAUGGAACUUUUCCAAACAUCUAUAAAUUAUACAAUGGAUCAAUACCAUUUGAAGAAAGAGUGGUAACCUUUCUUAGUUGGUUACAGUUACCAGAAGAGAAAAAACCACACUUUUACACUCUGUAUUUAGAAGAACCAGAUUCUUCAGGCCACGUCUAUGGACCAGUCAGCUCUGAAGUCAUUCUUGCAUUACAAAGAGUAGAUAAAGUUGUUGGAUUGCUGAUGGAUGGCCUGAAGGAGAUGAACUUGCAUAAUUGCAUUAAUAUUCUUCUUCUUGCAGAUCAUGGGAUGGAAGCAGCCAGCUGUAACAAAGCAGCAUACUUAAAUGCAUACAUGGAUGAUGUUCAAGAUUUGUUUGUGGUACCUGGCCCUGCAGCUCGCUUGAGACCCCAAAAAGUUCCAGAUGAGUAUUAUACUUUUGAUUAUGAAGGCAUUGUCAGAAAACUUAGUUGUGUGGCUCCAGACCAGCCUUUCAAGGCAUACAUGAAGCAGAUGCUUCCCAAACGAUUUCAUUAUGCCAAGAACGACCGUAUUGAACCUGUACACUUUUACAUGGAUCAGCAGUGGCAACUUGCUCGGAUGCCCUCUGAACUCAAGUAUUGCACUGGUGGAUUCCAUGGAUCAGACAAUGUUUUUCCAAAUAUGCAGGCUCUGUUUAUUGGAUAUGGACCUGGAUUCAAGUCUCAAACUGAAGUUGAGCCCUUUGAAAACAUUGAACUCUACAAUUUAAUGUGUGAUCUCCUUGACUUGACACCAGCACCUAAUAAUGGAACGCAUGGGAGCUUAAACCACCUAUUAAAGAAAGCCAGUUAUAUCCCAAAGCAUCCCAAAGAAGAAAGUAGUCCUUCUUCAUGCCCUUUCACAGGGCGUAGAACCUCUGCAGAUGAUCCUUACUGUUCAUGUAAUUCUUUGGGUUUGCCACCUUUUCGACCACGGAUAAAUCUCACAGCUUCAGAAAUAAAGAAAAUAGAAAAAUACAGUGUACCAUUUGGGAGACCUAGAGUACUCCAGAAGAAGCAGAUUCAUUGCCUUCUUCACAACCAACACUCUGUCACUGGAUAUAGCCAGAACAUCAAGAUGCCUUUGUGGAGUGCCUACACUAUUAAGAAGCCUGAUAUCCGGAAUGCCUCUGCAGAAGCCAUCUCAAGCUGUUUCCAAGUUGACAACCGUAUUCCUUUGAAUGGCAGCCAGACCUGUACAUUUUACAAAAGCCACCCUGAGCUUAAAUAUGGAUUUCUUUUCCCACCAAAUGUGAUAAAAGAUGAAAGAAACAGUAAAUAUGAAGGGCUUUUUUCAAGCAACAUUGUACCAAUGUAUCCAGCUUUUCAAGUGAUUUGGAACUAUUUUAAUACAGUCCUACUGCCAACAUAUGCUUCAGCCCGAAAUGGUGUAAAUGUGAUCACUGGCCCUGUGUUUGAUUAUGAUUACAAUGGUGUGUAUGAUACAUCAGAAGAACUAACAAGACUCUCAAAUUAUUCAGAAGUCCCACUUCCAACUCACUACUUCAUUAUAUUAACAAGUUGUAAAAAUGUCUCCCAGACUCCUUUGCAGUGUGAAGGAUUUCUUGAUGUUGUAUCUUAUAUUGUUCCUCACAGAGAGGACAACAGUGAAAGUUGUGCUACCAGUAAGCCAGAGUCCUUGUGGGUUGAAGAGAGAAUGAAAAUGCAUACAGCCCGAGUGCGAGAUGUAGAACUUCUUACAGGACUUAGUUUUUACCACGAUAGAAAACAGCCAGUAGCUGAUAUUUUGCAGUUGAAAACAUACUUGCCAUCAUUUGAUAAGGCCUGAUGGUUUAAUUUUUGUACUUUGCUGGGGUUUUUUUUGUACAGAAAGACUAUAUGAAGAGUUUUUGAGGAUGCUUGAGCACAAUGCAAGCACGAGGAAAUCUGUGCCACAUUUAUAUCUCAGGGACAUUUUAUGAACCAAAUAUAAUGGAGACGAGCACUUUCUCUCUGCCUUACUAAACACAUGAAUGUGGUCUGAAGUGUUUUAUAUUGUUGUUAAAACCAAUCUGCCAAUAUGAUACAAGCAAAUACACAGGAGAAUAAAAUCAGCUAUACUUCUCAACUACAUCAAUGCUCCAAAUUUUUCUUCAUUUGUUGUCUGUUUAUUUUUUUUGUUUUAUACAGUGAAAUGAUUCACUUUGUUAAUCCACUAAGUGGCAUGUCUAUUUCAACAAUGACAGUAUAAAUACUAAAGUACAUCCAUGUCCUGAUAUUGUUUUUCUGCACUGGAUGUUUAAUAAAUCCAGUGUACAGUAAUAUAGUGUGUAUUUCUUUAUUAUAUUUGACACAUUAUGCUAUUUAAUACAUAGGUUUUACUUCCCUUAUCUGGAAAUCCAAAAUACUCCAAAAUUGUCGACAUUUGUAUGUGUGUGUGUGGGCUGGGGGGGGGGCUGUGAUAGUGACAUAUUUUUUUCCUGAUGGUUCAAUGCACACAAAUGUUGUUUCAUGCACAAAAUCAUUAAAAAUAUUGUAUAUAAAAUGU